Rhinichthys klamathensis goyatoka is the source of this 1003-nucleotide messenger RNA. Its product is annotated as protein delta homolog 1. Bases 75 to 980 code for a protein of 301 amino acids. The record is from RefSeq and is a predicted model, not a curated record. Lineage: Eukaryota; Metazoa; Chordata; Actinopteri; Cypriniformes; Leuciscidae. The transcript is spliced from 5 exons. Gene Ontology annotation, molecular function: Notch binding.
GAUAAGUAAGUUUGAAUGAUGAUGAUUUUGAUGAUGUGAAUGCGAUUAUCAGCGGAAGCUCGAGCUCCGGGAGGAUGAAUGCAUUUCUCCGGCUCGGAUUCUCAUUUCUGCUGCUCUUCUGCGCGCCCGCUUCUACUCAAGGUCCAGGUUGUGCUGCUGGAUGUCAUGGACAGCACGGGUUCUGUGAGUCUGGAGAAUGCAGGUGUGUGUCCGGUUGGCGCGGGCCGGCGUGUGAUCAGUGUGUUCCUCCGCUCGGCUGUGCGCACGGGACCUGUGAGGAACCAGGCCAGUGCAUCUGUGAGCGCGGCUGGACGGGAGCGCGCUGUGAUCGAGACGUCCGGCCGUGUUCAUCUAAGCCCUGCUCGGGGAACUCCACCUGUGUGGCGAUGGAGGGAGGAGGAGGACACGCGUGUGUAUGUGCUGGAGACGGCUCCCGCUGUCAGAACGGAGGAUCCUGCUCCGCCAGCCGUUGCCUGUGUCCUGCUGGGUUCACUGGCGUGUUCUGUGAGAUCCCGCUGGACGUCUGCGAGCCCAAUCCGUGCCUGAACGGAGGCCGGUGUGUUAACGGGAUCCGCUGCUCCUGUCUGCCGAGAUUCACCGGCCCGUCCUGUGAACUGCAUGUCAAGAAGCUGAAGAUGAAGCCCCGAGUUAAAGCUCAGCACUUCUCGGCUCCGGCGCUCCACAAGCUCCUCCGGCCGGUCCCGGUGUCCAGUCCGCUGGUGACCCGCAGCCAGAUCAUCUGCUUCGCCGUUCUGGGUCUGCUCACCUGCCUGGUGGUGCUGGUGACCACGGGCCUGAUCUUCUUCCCUCGCUGCGAGGUGUGGGUCGCCAACCGCAGGUACAGACGGCUGGUUCAGGAGAACCAGAGGAACCUCCUCCAACACGCGCCCGUCAACAUUAUCCUGCCGGAGAAGACCCGACUCAGCCCCCACGGGCCGCACUACACCUCCAUACGGCACACCGCUGACCCUGUUCUCUGAUCAGCGGCAGGAUUACAGGCUUC